AUGUUGGACGAAAAUAAUAAGAGCACAGAUGAUCGACCGAGCAAUCGCUCCCAUUUAGUGAAAGCGAAAAUCGCUAACUACGUGAAAGAAGUUGAGGACUCAAGGAAGAGAAAGAGUCAAGCGCUCAGCUGCAGAAAGGUUAGCUGACAAAAAUAUAUAUAUACUCAAAUCUAAAAUGCCCAUAUAGUAAAUUUACUCUAUAAAGUACUUAGUCAAAUUUCAUAAGCUUAAGGGUAAAGUGAAGAAGAGAAGAUAAUUUUAACAGAAUUUUUCCAAUUGAAACUGAAAUAUUUUUUCUGAUCAAUACCAACAAAUGGCGGUAAUAUUUACUGUUUAAAAUUUGAUUAAAACAUGUUUAGAGCAAAGUUACUUUCACGAUUAUAAGGAUGGAAUCGUAUUAAAGUUCGUUGAAAAUACCUUUUGAACAGCGCUAAGAUUUCGUGAACGUAAGCUUAAUUUUUUCAAGUUGAAGCUUAAGUUUAGAAAAGGAUUCUUUAAAAAAAACCGGGAAACUUACCAAGUUUCGGUCAUCAGGUCUUUUGGCGACCAUUUUUUCAGUCAGGAUGUGGAAAGAUAUGCCCAAAAGACAAACACUCUUUUUUUGGUUUCAACACCACAAAAAAAAAACAAGAAAGGCACAUUUUUAAAGAUGGCGGAAACACCUGAUAUGACACUCGACACGUCAAUCAAUUAUGUUCUCCCCAGGCCCUGGUCUACGGUUAGCGGCGGACUGAUAUUCAGAAAAAACGUGUUUUUUCUUUUUUUUUUCUUUUUCAUCUUAUUAGGAAAUGAAUAGUAUUAACAAAAGCAGCAAGGACCAAGCUGACGUAUUCCCGAUAUCGAUGUCGAAUUCACCGAAUUCUUCCUUCCAAGAACAAGAAGAGAUCAAACGGGAAAUUACAGUAAACAGCAACUUGGAAGGUAUUAAGUCAAAAAUGAAAGCGGGUUGUGGUCGAAAAGACUACAUUUACAGGCGUUGGACCUCACACAUUUCCGGGAUGCUGACCAACUCACCGUAAUAUAGCGAUCUUUUCUCAAACAACUUGUAUCAUAAAAUUUCGUGGGGGAGGGGGAGGAAUCUGCAAAAGACGAGCAUCCCACUCUAAGGAAGAAACAGUAAUAUCAAGCGGGUUAUAACAACAGAAAUCGACUUUAUCUCUAGUCCAGUGGGUCUGUUUUGCUGGAGUAUUUAAGUUUAAACAUAAAUAUAGCGCUAUACAUGAAAUAAAUAAAUAAAUAAAUAAACGAAUAAAUGCCUGCUUAUUACCCCUUUUUAAAGUCUUUCUAAGGGACAAUAAUUCCCUACAUUAUUUCUUAGAGCAAGUUUCUAAAACGUUAUGAUAGGCAUCUAAACUGGCAGGUUUGAGAUAAAUAUGUUAUUAUUUGCAAUGGUGUCAGAAGAGUUGAAAUGGGAACUACCACCAGAGCUCCGAGGGAUACUCGAACACUGGACGUUCUGAUCACGAUUCUGAAGCCCCGCCAAAUUUCUCCGCAUACUACAAAAUGAAAACUGUUUAGUAUGUAAGUUUACGCCUGUACUUAGCUGUGGAUUCUAGUAUCUAAUUUUUGUGAUCUGCAGAUAAUCUUGAUCAGUACCAUAUGGAACAUGAGCUCGGCGAAGGUGGAUUUGGUCGAGUCAUUGCUGCCACACGAAAGGCUGAUAAUGUGCCGGUAAGAAAAAGACAAAAAUAGGUAGAUAUGAUAUGUAAAAAAUUAAAAAAUCAAAGAAAUAAAAGUUACAAAAUCAUCCAAAUUUCAAAAAAUUCUUACAUUUGAUUCUUUGUUUAAUUUCAGGUGGCCAUUAAAUUUGUUGAUAAACGCUCCGUUAAGGACCUUAAAGAGGUUAGACCGAAACAGCAAAAGUAGUAUAUAUCAUUAACAAUUAUUCCUCGAGCCCGAAUGAGCGAAUGGGCUCUGAGUCAAAUAGCCCAUGAGGCCGACGGCAGAAUGGGCUAUUGACUCAGAGGCCAUAAGGGCGAGAGGAAUAAUUGUUUAAGUAAAAUCCAACUAAUUGGUCAAAAAUAUCGAGACAAAGCAACUUUAGAAAAACGCGAUUCAGCCGCCAUUGUUUUGGUUUUCGAAGCAGGCGCUACUACUGGACUAUAACAUAUAGCCUAGUAGUAGCUCAACCAAUCAGAACGCAGCAUUGAUAACAGACCACUAGUUGGAUUGUACUAAUUUCUGUUAUUCAUGUGGUAAUAGCACUUUUCGGCAGGGAUUAAAUCAUGUCAACAGAGAAUAAUGGAACAGAAGAGGGAAUCUUAGGACAGGUGGCCGGGAUAUGUGAAUUUCACUUAAGUUAUUUUGAGAGGUUAUAAAAAAAAAAAACGGAAGUCUAAUUCCUGGGACGUCGGCACAUUUUUAUCGAUUGAUUGAACUGUCAUCAAUUCCACACGUGACUGCCUUAAAGCAACUCUCUUUUUUGGUCAACACUGAAGAAAAUUUUGAGAAUCCUUCCAGAAACCAACUUCCGAUUAAUUUCAAACGUUUAGUUAAUCUAAAAAUAACUUAGUUGAAGUUCACAUAUACCAGGGCCGGGUAGACUGGGCGUUUCCCUCACUGUCCCUUAUUCUCUCUUGAUCACGUUCGUCUAUUUUAUAGUAAACAUAUGUUACUCAUGAACUCGUUCAAAAUAACCACAGUGUAAUAAAUGUUAAAAGUCGUUGUAUUCUAAUUUUUCCUUUAAGGUGAAUGGUAAGAAAAUUCCAGCUGAGGUUUAUUGGAUGAUCAAGGUUCAACAUCGUCACGUGAUUAAGAUUUACGAUUUCUUUACAACUGGAAACUAUUACGCUUAUGUCAUGGAAAGGCCGCAAAACUGUCAGGAUUUGGGCAGCCUUUUAUUUGAUAGAACAAUGAGAGAGAAAGAAGCUCGGAGGUAUUUCACCCAGAUCAUUGAAGCAAACAUCAAAUGCGAAGAAAACGGAUUUAUUCACCGGGAUCUUAAGCCAGAAAAUAUCCUGGUUGAUUUGGAUUCCGAUGAAGUCAAACUAAUCGACUUUGGUCUGGCGUCUGAGAUACAAUAUGAACCUUAUAAUUUGUUUAGAGGUAGGCUAUGUAAUAGUUAGUCAGUCAGUUUGUCUGUUUGUUUGUUUAUUUGUUUUUUGUGUGUUUUUGUUUUUUCAGUAUGUGUCAGUGAUAAAGAAGUAACGCACUUUUAAUAGUAGCUCUUUUUUAAAAAAACUAAAAGCGUUUAUCAAACCGUUUGUGACUUAAAUAGCUAUUGGUUUAAAUGUUUCAGGUACCAGGGUUUAUAUGGCGCCGGAAUAUUUUAGAUUUGGAUGGUAUGAUGGCUGCCAGGCUACUGUCUGGGCCUUGGGGAUGAUCUUGGUGGACAUGCUUUCUCCAUAUAUGGCGUUUAGUAAGCCCGAACAGGCCUAUAGCAGGCCACCCAGGAUCCCACAUCAUCUAUCACCAGGUAAUAUCAUGAAUAAAUACAUUUUAUUUACUAAGCUUGUAGACCAAAAUUCUAUGGCCAAUAAUAACCCAAUACGUUGUCCAUGGCAAAUUUCGUUUAUAAGUAAGUAAGAGAACUAUACUGCAUUGAUAAAAGGGAAAAACAAGGGAAUCCAGUUUGUUACUUAAAAAGUAUCUGGCCUUCAAAUAAGACUUAUGUAUAGCCUUGUUAAAUUUAUCAGCCCCAAAUUCAAAAUCAACACAAAUAGUCUCAACGAAAACGUCCACGUUUGUAAUUAUUUUGAGCUCCCUAUUGCAUAUCGAAAAAACCUAGACUAGACUAGCUGAGAAGUUCUGUAACAUUUGAUAUAUUUUAAAGUCUUACUGUUACAUAUCAACUUUUAUUACUUAAUUUCAUUUCAACAGAGGCCAAGAACCUGAUCAGCUCAUUGCUGAAUGUUGUACCAAUGAAUCGACCGACACUGCGACAAAUUUUAAACCAUCCUUGGUUUAAUAUGCAAGGUAGGUAAACAAUACUGAGCUGGUACUGUACACUGCUGUUGACUUGCACCAUUGUAGGAGCUUUGUCUCCUUUCCCCAGGGCGAUGCCUGUAAAAUUUUUGACUCUCUGUACGCCGUGAAGCCCGCACAAAGCAUUGCUCGGCGUUCCUGCAAAACAGAAUUCCUUCCAAGUAUAGACAUUGUCGCUUGACGUUUUCAGUUAUGAUUGAUAUCUUUGUAAGGAUAUAAACUUCUCACAAGGCUGUUGUAUUCUUUUUUUUAGGUUCACCAGAAAACGUUUCUUCAAACAUCCUUGCGUAAGUUUGUAUGUUAAACACAUAUCGUGUGCUUAUUUGGUGACUCAGCUGGAUCCCAAGAAAAACCCUUUUGUCAUAACAAAGAAAUCUCUAGCUAAUGAGGGCGGAACGAGUAGACUGGGAUGACUGGCUAUCGGCCAAGUAUCCUACCUUCUUACAAGCCUAAUCCAUCAGUUCAACCAUGCAAUUUAUGUUGCUUCUAAUUUCCUUACUAAAAAGCAGGCUUUUUUCAGCGUUUUUUGUUCUGAAUGCAUGUCACUUUCCACUAAUUACAAUGAUUUGUUUUCUGAUUUUUAGCAAGGACAAAUGCCGUGAUGAAGCAGAUGAACUUUCUUCGGUGACUUUGUGCGGUCUGCAGAGUUGUUCUCUGUCAAAACAGGAUGAAACCGACCGAGUUGAAUUGAUUGCCAAACCGUGCUUGCUCGGUAAGUGCCUUUGAUUUCCUUGUUUCGUUCUUAUCUCAAGAUGAUGAAAUUCUAGACGAAACAUAAAAAAGGCUGGGCUGCUCCCAUCAAUGCUCACUGAAACUAAGUUUGAAAGCCCCUUGCGUGCAUGAGCGAGGUCUCCUUCGGACACAUUGAACUUCCACUAGAACAGAAAAAGUUCUUUUUUUUUUCAUUUCAUUUUUGUUGAUGCUUCUGCAAUUGUGAGCGCGCAACACUAUAUGAAUGUUACAGUAAUUAUGCAUGAGGUUAUUCAAUCAAUAAUAACUUACAGUCGCUGAAGUUGAGUAUCUUCCGAUGUUCCGAACGUUGACGUUGAUGACAUCACCCAUGUUCAAGCUGUCAUGAUCAGAGAACGUAUCAAAGAGAAAUUUCGCAACAAAUGAUCUUACCUAUUCAUCUGCUGCCAUUUUCAAACAAUCUCUCAAGCAAAAAAGCUAACACAGCUUGUAGUUUUCCCGCCCAAACCUUUCUUUGUUGUUAUUCAGGUUCAUCUGCUUCAGGUUCUGGGUCGACCGAUUGCACCACAUCCUUCAGUACCAACUCUUCCAGGUCAGUGCAAAGCGACAUAAUCGCUUCUCCUUAAUUAAUAAAUCGAGCACCAAAUUAAAACAGUUUUUGAAAACAAGAAAACGUGUGUUCUUGUAGUUUUUUUUAACAAGCGAGUGGACUGAUUGUGUGAACUGAAGCUUUAAACAUGAUCAUAUUGAUGUCUUUCCAUGACACAACCUCAGUCCUGAUCUGAAUCUAAGAAAAACGCCGACUCGGAGUCUGGUUCCACUGUUCUUUUGUUUCAUUUACCGUUUUUUCUCCCUAACUAAUAAUCGAAAAUGAAAACGGAAGGAAAGAACACACAAACCCCGAACUCCACCCCCACGACAGCGUUUAACUGACACCCGACCAUAAAAUCUUAGCCGAACGCUGAGUAGGAGAGGAAUCCGGCAGAAUGAAAAGUCUGCUUCAUCGAUUAGACUUCUGUCCAGCAAAUAUAGAAAUCGGUAUUAAUAAGUAAAUCAAUGAAUAAAUGCAUUAAAUUAAUCAUUGAAUGAAUUAAUAAGGAACGAUUUAAAGCAAAAUAAAACAAGAAAGAAAAUGUACCUUUUACGAGAAAGGUAUGUCUUUGUUGUUUUCAGAGAUUCUAUUAGAAGCCACUCUUUUAAGUCGUCAAAUUCAUCGGCGCUUACAUCCUCUCAAGUGGAGUCUGAAACGUUUGUGGAUAUACAAAACACAAGCAAGUUAACUGCCAUGAAAGAGGAUAUUCAAGGAACUGAUUGCAACAUUUUUCAACCCUUGACUGUGUUAUGUAUGAUGUGGUAUUGUGGCUACCAGGCCACUGUUUGGGCUUUGGUAAUGAUCGUAUUAGACAUGACGUUUCCAUAUAUGGUGUUUAGUAAACCCAAGCUGGCUCAUAAACUGUCCACAAGAAUCCCGCGACUUCUUUCACCAGGUAAUAUUAAUAGAUAUUUAAGAUACCAACCCUUACUAGCCAGGAGCCACCGAAAAAUCUCCUCAACAGUCAGUCCGUAAAUAAGAAAUUUAUUGCACCACCGAAAAGGAAAUUCGCCCUUUUUGGUGGCUCAGUCGUGUGGUGUAGAAUACUUACGACAGAAAUAUAAUAUGAAAAAUUAGACAAGUCGACUAAGAGCGUAGGCUCCGCAAAACACUGAACUUUUAUCGAUUAGGAACAUCUCAAAGUCAUUAUACAUCAAUCUCCAUUCCAAAUUUCAGCUGAGGUCUUCCUGCCAGACAAAGUUCAGCAUCAUCACGCAAUGGAACGGUCACUGAACUGCCAGGAUUCAGGUACUGAUAUAACGAAUAAAAAUGUAAUUCACUAUCACACUACCGUAAUUCUGCCUCAAUCUGACUUUGAUUUUUCACGGGCUGCAAGAUGCAGUCUAUUAAGAGUUUUGAAGUGAGCUUUGUUAAUAAUGGUUACAAUAGGUAUAUUUUGAAUAUCAAUAAAUAUUAAAAAUCUUUUUGUCGUUUUUGUGGAGAGCAUGAAGAAACACAAAAAGGACAGGGUCUCAGCGAUCUGCCAAAUUACUUUCAAAGAUUUCAAAAGGCUUUGCGGUUUUCGUUGCGAUAUCGAUUAACGUGUUAUGACUGCCUCGUACCCAGACGUCUCUCUUUAACUUAAAACGUGCGCGCAAAGGAAGGCGGGAAGGAGACAACGGGCGUCUGUACCCUUCCCAUGGUCCCUUGCGGUUCAUCACCAGUCACUGGUUUCGCGCUCGCAUCUGCCAUGCGAAGAACGAAGCGCCUGAGGAGGAGGCAGGUGUUAUGAUUUGAUGUCUUUAUUGAGAUUUUAACAUAUGAAAGGUCUCUUUUUUUUUUUCUUGUAGGUCCCGUAGAAUACACUUCCUCCAAUUCGUUUGAGUAAGUUUUAUGCUGAACAUAUUUAUCAUGUACUUAGUGACUGUAUCCGAAAAACAUUCAAUCUUAACACUAAGAGCUUCCGUAUAACAGGAAAGAUCAAACGGAAGUCCUCAACUAGCCCUUGUAAAGGAGAAUACACUGAGAAUACAGUGAUCAUUUGUCGCACGCUCUUUUAAGCCCACCGCAUCAUUUGAGUCAUUUUCUGUUAGAUUUAGUCAAGACGGCGACUUAUUUUUUAUAAUGCAGCCUUAAGAUACAUGCUGCUUGCCACUACUAAAAUACGAUUUGUUUCCUGAUCUUUAGCAAGGACAAAUCCUGCGAUGAAGUACAUGGCCUCCCCUUGGUGACUUCAGAUUGUUUGAGUUCACUUACUCUUACAAAAGAGGAGGAAACUGACCUAGCAGAAUUGAUCGCCAAAGAUUGUUCUCAUAGUAAGUGUUUUCAGUAUUUUUGUUUCGUUUUAAGGGUCUUCUAAGCCGGAUACGAAAAGCGUGGAAUUGAAAACUAGUUUGCCGCAAGCAAGCUUCACAUCGACUUCCUAAGAGUCCUCUGCUUCCUUAGAUCCUGAACACUCUAAAACAACAUGUCUUCCUGCAAGCAACGGAGGCAAACUCCAGUCGUUCAGAGUCUCCUCACCCCACAAAAAAGCUUGCUCGCAGAACAACACCGUACAACAAAAGAAAGAAAGUCUCCUGAGCUCAUGGGAUGCCGUCUAUUAGCAAUAUCGAGUCAAUACGUUUUUGGAACUGAGCAUUGAAACUAAUGAGUUGACAUUUUUAUUUCAUUGACAAAAGUGAACUGACUAUUCGUUGGAAUAGAAUAAGAAAAUUAAGAUUUCUUUGGUGGCGGCUCCCUUAAGGAAUUUGAAAGAGAAGCUCUGAUAAUUUUGAUCUAAUGACUGUAGGCAUUCCGUGUACCAGAGUUUAUAUGAUGCCGACAGAUUUUAGAUUUGGAUGGUAUGAUUGCUGCCAGGCUACUCUCUGGGCUUUGGAAAUGAUUCUAGUGGAAGAGUUUUCUACGUAUAAGGCGUUUAGGAACCGUCCGGAACAUCUUUCUCCAGGUAAUUUCAUAGUCUAUUUUAUUCGUAUCAAACUUUGCCUAUUGUUAUGGUUGCAUUUUUCAAAGACAGUAGCGCUUUGUUCGCGAUCUUCUUUUGUGUGUUCAGAUACUGCUUCCAACCUUCAUUCGGCUAUGAUCGGCACUGAAAUUGUCGUUGACAACAUUCUAAUACUAAGUAGGGGCUAGCCGGGGAAUUAAGUGAAACACAAACGACAGCCACAAAUCCGCAAAUCCACAGCCACAAGUCCGUUACAAAUGAAAAGCUAUUCUCGUUGAGAGUUUGAAGCUCCCUAUACAUGUUACUCAUUUACGACUGAAACUGCUUCAGUUAACUCAUCGCAAGGACUAAAAACCUAUGGGCGAUGUCAUCCCAAGACACUGUCUAGUGUCCAAAAGGAACUUUGGUCUUUAAAAAGUUUCAAGACAAAUGGAAGGGAAUAACUGAUUCAGUUUAACCUUGGUGGGAGCGCUUUUAGGGGAUCUUGAAAGAAAAGCUGUGUUAAUUAAGAGUCCUGCUUUGAUUGAAUGAUUUUAGGUGUUUCAGGCACCAGAGUUUAUAUGACACCGAAAGACUUUAGAUGUGGAUGGUGUGAUGAAUGCCAGGCCACUGUCUGGGCUUUGGAAAUGAUUCUAGUGGAAAAGCUUCCUCUGUAUAAGGCGUUUAGGAACCGUCCGAAACAUCUUUCUCGAGGUAAUUUCAUAAAUCUGUUCUAUUUACCGAUCGCAGUUGCAAGGCCGGACUAAAAACCUAUGGGCGAUGUCAUCCUAUGGUGUCCACAACCGCUUUGGUCCUCAUAAAGAAAAAAGAAGAGAAAAAUUAAUUGUUUAACUUUGGUGGCAGCGUCUUUAGGGAAUCUUGAAAGAAAAACUGUGUUAAUUAAGAGUCCUAUUUUGAUUCAAUGGUUUUAGGUGUUUUAACAAAGGGGGAAAAGUGUAGCCAUGGAUGGUAUGAUGGCUGCCUGGCCACGGUCUGGGCUUUGGAGAUGAUCGUGGAAAUUCACUCUCCAUAUAUGGUGUGCAGUGAGCUCGAGCAGGCCCGCAAACGGCCAAUCAGAAUCCAGAAACUUCCUACUCCAGGUAAUUUUAUAAAUCUAUUUUAUUUACCAAAAGCAAGGACUAAACACCUAUGGACGAUGUCAUACAAAGACCAUAAAGUACUGUCCACUGUCCUCGGCAACUUUUGUCUUAAAAUUAAUUUUUUUUGGUUAUUCAGGGUCAUCGACGUGUUGUAAUCUGGAUCUAAAGUUAUCCCACUGCAGUGUAGCCUUUUCCAGGUAAGACAGCGGUAAGAUAAUAGCAGCAUGCAUGUUCAAUUAGCGACAAGAUCACGGAGUGUCUGUCUCCUUGAACCUCAUCCCGCCAAAGCCACUUGCAAGAACUGACCGCUUAAAACGUAGUUUUUCCGCAUCAAAUUUCCAAAACUCUCAGAACAGAUAAAACCCGCUCAACAAGGGUGUUAUAUAAUAAUGAUGUAGCCUUAGAAAACAGCUGACAUUCCACGACGCCACUGUACCACUGGCUUCGACGUCAUUUAGUGGGGAAACCAGUGGUGGUGUCGUGAAAUGUCGGCUGUUUUCUUAGGCUAAUAAUGAUGACGCCUUAAAAAGGACCUUUAAGCUUGCUCUAGAUCAACAGGGCCGCCAAACAAGACUGUUUUUUCCAUGCAAGCGUAUAGCUUUGUAACUGUUAUCUACAUCACUAAAAAGUCAUUGAGUACCUUUUGAGAGACAUACGCUCUUGUUAUUUUCAACAGGAACAAAGUAAAGGACUCUGAAAAGCUGUCAGCUCCAGUCAGUGAAACUGUGUUAGAGUAUGAGAAAAGUUUUCAAGUUGAAAACCAAAGGAAAUUUAUUGCAGUUAUUUUUGUCAGCCCUUUAGGACGUAUGUUA
This is a messenger RNA of Porites lobata, 9978 nucleotides long. Lineage: Eukaryota; Metazoa; Cnidaria; Anthozoa; Scleractinia; Poritidae. The record is from the annotation of a GenBank genome assembly.